Thelazia callipaeda (thelaziosis nematode) is the source of this 974-nucleotide messenger RNA. NCBI's taxonomy places the organism in Eukaryota, Metazoa, Nematoda, Chromadorea, Rhabditida, Thelaziidae. The record is from the annotation of a GenBank genome assembly.
AUGUAUUUUCAGGCUAAAUUAACAGUCACAGAAGCUCAAAUGGCGUUCCGAAAGGAGAAAAUUAAAGAAAUGAUGCACGAAGCACGUUUGAUGCGUCAUUAUGGCCAUGAAAAUAUUGUUCGUAUUUACGGAGUUGCUGUCGACCGAGAACCUCUAAUGAUUGUCAUCGAAUUGGUCAAAGGUGGAUGCUUAUCAGAAGAUUUGAAACAACGGAAGGGAACCGUUUCCGAUGAGGAAAAGGUUGAAAAAAUGUGCCUCGGUGCUGCGUAUGGUUUGCAGUACUUGCAUUCAAAAAAAUGCAUACACCGGGAUAUCGCUGCUCGAAAUAUUCUUUAUACCAAAGAGAAAGUGGCUAAAAUUAGUGACUUUGGAAUGUCACGUGAAGGAACAAUUUAUAAAAUGAAAACCUGUAAGAAAGUUCCAAUCAAGUGGACAGCUCCGGAAACCAUUGCAACUUUCAUUUAUAGCUUGAAAACCGACGUUUUUUCGUUUAGUAUAAUGAUUUGUGAAAUAUUUACUGAUGGGGAGGAACCUUACAAAGGGAUGUCCAAUUCAGAAGUGAAAAAAAUGGUUAUGACAGGCCAGAGAAUGGAAAUACCUAAAGCACCUGACGGUAUAUCAACGUUACUUGAACAUUGUUGGGAUCAAAACCCUGCAAAUCGGUGGUCCAUGUCUGAUGUAAUUCAUAUCAUUGCCGUAAAACAUCUGGAAAAAAUGGCUAAAGAUAUUAGCCGAAUAGGUCAACAGUCUUCUAAUACACAAAAAAGCCAGGGUCAGAGGAAUGUAGUGACCACGUCUAUGACCAGUUUACGUUUAAAGAAUACAACUAAAACAGUCACGGCAACGUCAGUUAAAGACACAACUUCGGGCAAGCAGAAUUCGUAUUCUUUCAAACAAAAUUCCUCGAAAAGCCAUUCUCAAAGUCGUAAGGCAUCGGUAAAUUUUCCAAUAGCAAGUUACAAAAUUUUUUAACA